This is a messenger RNA of Didymosphaeria variabile, 612 nucleotides long. It is a transcript of the gene DTD1, whose product is annotated as D-tyrosyl-tRNA(Tyr) deacylase. Gene Ontology annotation, biological process: tRNA metabolic process. Gene Ontology annotation, molecular function: D-tyrosyl-tRNA(Tyr) deacylase activity. Lineage: Eukaryota; Fungi; Ascomycota; Dothideomycetes; Pleosporales; Didymosphaeriaceae. The record is from RefSeq and is a predicted model, not a curated record. Bases 1 to 612 code for a protein of 203 amino acids. The transcript has 5 exons. Gene Ontology annotation, cellular component: cytoplasm.
AUGAGGACUGUCCUCCAGCGUGUAAAAUCUGCCUCCGUUACCGUAGACGGCCAGCUCAUCUCCUCCAUCGGUAGAGGCCUCCUUGUCCUGGCCGCAAUUUCGAAAGAUGACACCGAUAAAGAUAUAGAGUCAAUGCCAGGCAAGAUUCUGAAAGCAAAACUUUGGGACGAUGAAGGCACAGAUCCGCCCGGCAAGUGGAAAAAGAACGUUGUGGAAAUCGAGGGUGAAGUUCUCUGCGUCUCCCAGUUCACGCUUUUUGCUUCUAUAAAGAAAGGCAACAAGCCCAGUUUCCACCAAUCCGCAAGCGGACAAAAGGCCAAAGAACUAUAUCAGGCUUUCUUCAAGAAAGUGCAAGAUGCUUAUCAGCCAGACAAAGUCAAGGACGGCUUGUUCGCAGCCAUGAUGGACGUUGCGCUUGUGAACGACGGGCCGGUCACAAUUCUGAUCGAUACCGACCCUCCGAAAAUGGAGGACCCGACAUCUCUUGGCCCAAGUGGCUUCAGCACCCCAAGCGACAGCACUGGAACAACUGCCGUUGACGUGAAUGAUUUGGUUAACAACAUGACCAGAAUUACAAAGGAAUUUAAGAUUCCGGCCGAACUAUUAGACUAA